Molecule: messenger RNA, 1047 nt
Organism: Leptosia nina
Lineage: Eukaryota; Metazoa; Arthropoda; Insecta; Lepidoptera; Pieridae
Source: the annotation of a GenBank genome assembly
AUGGAAGUGAAAAUAACCGAUGAUAUCAAAAUUGGAGCGAACAAUCCUUGCUUCAUAAUUGCCGAAGUCGGGCAGAACCAUCAAGGUGACAUUGAAAUAGCGAAAAAACUAAUAAAAGCAGCCAAGGAAGCUGGAGCUAGCUGUGUGAAAUUCCAAAAGACAUGUCUCAAAGAGAAAUUCACAAAAAAAUACUUAGAGCGCCCGUACGAAACCUCCAACUCUUGGGGCAAAACCUACGGUGACCACAAACGUCACUUAGAAUUUUCAGAAAGCCAGUAUAGAGAAUUGUUUAAAUACGCUCAAGAAGUUGGAAUACCGUUUACGGCUUCGGCCAUGGAUAUGGUGUCAUUUGACUUUCUGGUGAAUUUAAAAGUUCCCUUUAUAAAAAUUGGUUCCGGGGACUCGAACAACCUGCUCUUCUUGAAAUAUGCCGCCUCGAAGAUGGUGCCCCUCAUAAUAUCCACUGGGAUGGUGGACAAGACGGCCGUUAAGACCAUUUACGACAUCAUUUCUGCGCACCAUAAAAGCUUCUGCCUGUUGCACUGCAUUUCGGCUUACCCUGUUCCCUUCGAAGAUUGCAACCUGACCGUUUUGCAAGACUAUAAGAACACGUUUGAUGUUCCCGUUGGCUAUUCCGGUCAAGAGGUCGGCACCGCCGUCGGUUUAGCGGCAGUGGCGUUAGGAGCAAAGGUAUUAGAGAAACAUAUAACCCUAGACAAAAGCAUGAAGGGAACCGAUCACGUAUGUUCCUUGACCCCCAAUGAGUUCAAACAAUUGGUCAGAGACGUGCGCGUCAUCGAAGCCUCGCUGGGAACGCCCAUCAAGAAAGUCGUAACAUCAGAGAUACCUUGCAUCGACAAACUUCAGAAGUCCCUUGUUAUGGGCUGCACCAAGAACAAAGGGGAAAUAUUAUACCCGGGUGACGUGAAGAUUAAAGUGGCCGAACCGAAGGGGCUAAACGCUCUUCACUUCGACGAUGUAAUUUACAAGACUCUAGUUUACGAUAAGAAAGAAGACGAACCGCUGAAUGAAGGCGAUUUCUGUUAA